AACGCCUUUGAAGUUUGGAAUGGGGUUUUGCACUUUGGUUAUCUGUUAACCUACUGAAUCACAUAUAACUGUCAUAUGGGUGGUCAUGAUGGCGUCUUUCCUUAGCUGUUGGACAAACCAGUUUGUAUUGAUUACCUUAGCAAUUCUGGACACACUAAUCAUCGACGUGUCAACAACGGUUACCGCCCCUCCUGGCGCAGGCUCGCUGUUUUCACAGAGAAACGAAUUAAACGACUUUGUCGCCCCCGGGCCAUCAGUAGCCGUGUACCCCGGCGUUGGAAGCGCUCAGUACUGUGCGCUGUGGUGUUCCAUGGACACCGAAUGUCUGUCGUUCUUCUAUAACAAACUGACAGCCUCCUGCGACCUGCGGCACGACAUCCUCCCACUAGGCGUGACAGCGGCGUCGAACCCAGGCUCCAGAUACUUUGCACUAAAUACAAAAUGCACCGUCCUCCCUACAAUUAUACCCAACGGGCAUCCUCAACCGAACUCCAGCAACUCGGUGUGGACGGUUGGUGACGUCAUAUCCGUGACCUGUGACGCGGCGCGCGUGCUGUAUGGCCAGUUACGGUGUGAAGGAGGGAAUAAGUGGAAUAUCCCGGCAUGUGAGAUUCCAUCGUGUGCUGCUUUAAAGGCUUGUGACGUCAACGCUGUGGACGAAGAAUACUGGCUUUUCCCCGCAAUCUUGCAAGGUCAGAAGGUCAAGGUCUACUGCAGCGAUAUGACGUCAGCGACGCCAAAAGAGUAUAUCACUCUAGAGGGAGAUAACUAUGGCCAAUCGCCAAACAUCAGCAAUAAGAACUGCGAAGGAGAAACCCAAUCUAAAGUACCUAACUUGGUUGGAGAAUCGUCAUACACCAAGAUCAGAAUCAAUCUCACGGUAAGCGACUAUAGUACCCGAUGUGGUUGA
Gigantopelta aegis is the source of this 910-nucleotide messenger RNA. RefSeq lists its product as uncharacterized. The coding region runs from base 86 to 910 and encodes 274 amino acids. Lineage: Eukaryota; Metazoa; Mollusca; Gastropoda; Neomphalida; Peltospiridae. The record is from RefSeq and is a predicted model, not a curated record. Gene Ontology annotation, molecular function: metalloendopeptidase activity; zinc ion binding. The transcript has 4 exons.